Messenger RNA from Auanema sp. JU1783, 582 nucleotides. The record is from the annotation of a GenBank genome assembly. Lineage: Eukaryota; Metazoa; Nematoda; Chromadorea; Rhabditida; Rhabditidae.
AUGGGUGACUCGUUGGAACAAGAAUUGGAUUUUGAUUUAGAGAAAACAAUCAGUUUGGCUUGCGAAUGGGCAAAAGAAGGAAAUCAAAAAGGACAAAUUGAUUAUAACUCACAAAUAGAAUUAUCAUCUCACGAACGUUUGGAUGCCAUCCGAAACGAUAUAACCACUAAGACUUUUAAUCGUUUGAUUUCAUUACUUAAACUUAACGAUGAACUGGUAAGUCAGGAGACUUCCGAGAAGGACACUCCAGUCUCAACUGACGAAAGAGUAGAAGACAUUCUACAAUCAAAUAGUCCUCAAGUCUCGAAUAAUUUAACAAUGGAUGAGGAUAAAAUCAAAUUGAAGUUCUCAAGAUCGUGCACGCUUCUCAAAAACACACCUCCGCCUUCUCGAACUCGUAAAGAAAGACAGUUGAUUCGACGAAGUGGUCCUGUCAUGGGUUCUGAGAGAACCGUGCAUCACCUUCAAGGAUUCCGAGAAAACCGUGCAUCACGUUUACGAUAUGAUGUGAUAAACACAUAUAAGAUCGAAAGAAGAAAAACUUGUGAACCUAUUUUCCUCCGGAAUCUAAUCGGCUAUUAA